GGUGGUUAAUGGUGAUUUGACUCGGGAGAACAGCACUGACGCUAUUAUGAAUAUCAUUAGCACGGACAUGAAGAUGGAUAACGCCGGAGACCUAAGCAAAGCCAUAGCAAGACAGAGUGGUCCACUAGUGCAACAAGAAUGCAACCAAUUGGGAAAGCAGCCUCCUGGAACAGCGAUAAUGACCAGCGGAGGUAAUCUACAAGUACCUCAUAUUAUUCACAUAAUUCCAGGCUCCUCAGAUAAGCAGCAUCUCCAGAAAUGUUUAGAGAAGGGUCUUCGUGUUGCCGACGCCAAUUACUUUCAAGCAAUCUCAAUUCCGUGCAUUGGCACAGGAGGAUACGGCUUGAAUGGAGCGGAUUCAGCCCAGCUGACGUUCAAAGCACUAAACGCAUUCAGUACCUUAUGUAAAAAUAUUAAGAAAGUAAGAGUGGUUGUGUUCCAGGCCUCUAUGAUGCAGGAGUUUCUACAAGAGCAGAAGAAACAACCAGUCCAAGGUAACGAAGGAGAUACUGACUCAGAGAAUGCAGCAGCCAGAGAAACCAGAAGUCGCGGACGUAGGCAGGAACUAGGCCAAAGUGACGAGCAUUCUGUAAGAAUUUCUGUGAUCGGCAAAGACAAGGUGAGCGUGGGAAAAGCCGUGGAAUCCUUGAAGAAAGGUUUUUCUGACGCUUGUACAAUGGAAAAAGUCGAAAGUGAAAUCGUCAGUCAGCUUUCCGAUAAGCAGAAGGAUAUCCUGAGGAAAAAAGCUAAAGACCGUGACGUCAAACUUGAAAUUGAGGAUGACGUGGAUCGCAUUGUUGUUCGUGGUGGACCAACCGAAGUAUCUGGAAUGGUCGGGGAGAUCUGGAAAGAGAUCAACGAGGGGACGAAAAAGAAGCAGGAGGAAGAACAAGCGAAGUUGCUUUCAAAGAACGUAGAGUGGAGCUAUGAAAUACGGGGCACAAAAGUGGUAUUUGCUUCGAAAGAAAAUGCCAAGAUUGAGCUGGCCCACAGCAAAGACGAUCACACAGUGCAAGUUUCUUUACGCGGAGACAAGUUUGUCAUCGACUUGAAGAGAAACUCUGGACUUGGACAAACGUCUGGUGAACAAAUAACACUGAUAAGAAAGGUGAAGGGUGCUGAAGAAGGAAUUGCUUUACCAAAGCACUGGGCACCAAUGCCCGGCCAUGACUCUACUGCACAUAAAGUACAACUGCUCCCAGGCUCCCCUGCGUAUCAAGAUGUCGUGCGCAAGUUCCAAGCCACAGCCGGUGCGUUAAAUAUUCAGAAGAUUGAACGCGCACAGAAUCCUCAUCUGUAUCAGUCUUACAUGGUACGAAAACAGAAAAUGGAUAAAGAUACGGGAGAAAAUAGUGAAAGACAGCUGUUUCAUGGAACUGAUGCUAAAAACAUCAACCAUAUCAACACACAAGGAUUCAACAGAAGCUUCUGUGGGGCUCAUGGCACGGUCUAUGGACGUGGUGUUUAUUUCGCUAGAGACGCUCAAUACUCUGUUAAUUACGCUGGGGGUGUUGGUUAUGGAAGUCGUCACAUGUACCUUGCCAAGGUCCUCGUUGGGCAGUAUUGUGUUGGGAAUCGUUCAAUGGUUGUGCCUCCACCAAAAAAUCCAUCAAAACCUGAAAUUCUUUACGAUUCUGUGGUAAAUGACCGAUCAAGCCCCAGCAUCUUUGUUGUUUUCUUUGAUAAUCAGUGUUACCCUGAAUACCUCAUAACCUUUUCAUGA
Pocillopora verrucosa is the source of this 1723-nucleotide messenger RNA. Lineage: Eukaryota; Metazoa; Cnidaria; Anthozoa; Scleractinia; Pocilloporidae. The record is from RefSeq and is a predicted model, not a curated record.